Rodentolepis nana is the source of this 1038-nucleotide messenger RNA. The record is from the annotation of a GenBank genome assembly. NCBI's taxonomy places the organism in Eukaryota, Metazoa, Platyhelminthes, Cestoda, Cyclophyllidea, Hymenolepididae.
AUGUCUGAAAGAAAUUUUAUCCCCCAUCAUCUUGGAGGUGGGGGGUUGUGCUGGCAUCUACCAGAACGAUACAUCGAACUUAAUCCGGAUACUGUUACUAAUCGUCGAGUUGCCAUCAAACUUUUGAAGAAACCGUUUGAUGUCUUGGAACUAGCCAAGCGAACGUAUCGGGAACUUGCUAUUUUAUCACAUCUGAGACAUGAAAAUGUCAUCCAUCUUAUUGACGCUUUUUCUAAUCAGAAGUCGAUGGACGAAUUUGAAGACUUAUACCUGGUGAUGCCGUUUAUGCCAAUUGAUUUGGCAUGUGUAUUGCAAACUGAUUCACUUGAUGACGAACAAAUCUUAUUGUUUUCGUAUCAAAUUCUUCGAGGUUUAAAGUAUAUACAUGGGGCAAAAAUCCUCCAUCGUGAUUUAAAACCAGCGAAUAUUAUCGUGAACGAGGAUCUCGAUCUGCGGAUUGCUGAUUUUGGAUUAGCUCGAAAUACAGAGAACCUGAAGGACAAUAUAAGUUAUGUAAUGACGAGAACCUAUCGAGCACCAGAAGUGUUGACAAUUGAUAUAUGGUCUGCUGCUUGCAUUUUUGUGGAAAUGAAGACUCGCGUUCCUCUUUUCAAUGACAUGGUCAAACCGCAACAUUUCAAGCACAUUUUACAGAUCACCGGAAAACCGGACGAGAUAAUGAUGAAGAAAAUUAGUAGCGACCAUUCUCGCUCAUAUAUAGAGGACGAUGAUGUCCCAGAGAAACCAAAUCUCGUCGAAAUUUUCCCAUGGGCUUCUGAUGAAUUACGGGAUCUACUCUCACGGAUGUUGGAAUUGGAUCCAGAUCGUCGAUUGAAAGCAGCAGAAGCCUUGGAACAUCCCUACUUUCAAACAUACCAUGACGAAAAGAAUGAGGAAGUAGGAACACCCUGGGAAGAUCCUCUUUUAGUUAAAAAUUUAUCGACUGAAAUUGAAUGGAAAGAAGCAACAUGGAAUUUUUUGAAAAAUUUUGAACAAGAAACCUUGUCCCAACCAUCUACGUCCCAAGGCCCAAACUGA